AGCAGCUCCAGGCAGCGGCGCCGGAGGGAGAGAAAGAAGGGACAGUGCUCAGCUUGGGCGGCCCGGACCCUCCCCGCAGCGUUUGGAGCCGGGGGCCGCCCCGAAGUCUGCGCUUGGCACCGCCGCUUGAACUAGGGCAGCGCCUGCUGGGACCCCGACCCGGACUCCCUGCGCCUUGUAGGCGGCGGCGGCGGCCGCGCCGCCGCGCCAUCCAGCUCUUACGCGGUCUCCCUGUGUUUGGCGGCAGUCACGGCCAAGGAGCCCAGAUGCCUGAGAUUUUAUCUCUAACUUUAAAGGUGGCAGGACCAGUAGCUGGAGGUUCUUACCUGGAGCUAGGACAGUAAGAGGUUUUUGGAUGCUGUGAAGAGUUCUGCACCCUUGCAGAGGAGGGGUUUAUAGCUCCUGAUGGACUUGGAACUGACAAGCAGAUGCCUUUCAGGGGGCAGGGAUCCAUUAGGGAAGCUGCACUGAUUGUCAUUGGAUGCUGAGGCCCAGAGAAGUUUAUGACCAGGAGUGGAUCACAGGCCAUCCCCAAACCAGUCCCUGGCAAAGGAGAAUCGUGUUGCUCCAGCACUCCGAGACCAACCGUGACUAACGCCCCACAGCUGGAGGUCCCAUCCCAGGGCAUAGUGCUGCCUCACUGUCUUAGUCCACGAGGGCUGCUGGGACACAGUACACAGGCUGGAAAGUAUUAUGAGGGAGGCCGAGGACCCCGUGCUCCGGGCAGAGAAGCGGUGCUGGGAUUAGGGGUUGCCACUUCUGAGAGGAUGCUGGGAAUCUGCAGAGGGAGACGGAAAUUCCUGGCUGCCUCGCUGACCGUUCUCUGCAUCCCAGCCAUCACCUGGCUUUACCUGUUCGCCGGGAGCUUGGAAGAUGGGAAGCCGGUGUCCCUGUCGCCGCCGGAGUCGCCGCCGCACAGCCCCCGGUACGCCGCCGCCGGCCAGCGGGAGCGCGAGAGCCUGGAGGUGCGCGUGCGCGAGGUGGAGGAGGAGAACCGCGCGCUGCGCCGGCAGCUCAGCCUGGCGCAGGGCCGUGGCCCGGCGCACCGCCACGGCAACCACUCCAAGACCUACUCGGUGGAGGAAGGAACCGGGGACAGCGAGAACCUUCGCGCCGGCAUCGUGGCGGGCAACAGCUCCGAGUGCGGGCAGCAGCCGGUCGUGGAGAAGUGUGAGACAAUCCACGUUGCUAUCGUCUGUGCCGGGUAUAAUGCCAGCCGCGACGUUGUCACCUUGGUCAAGUCUGUCCUGUUUCACAGGCGGAACCCCCUGCACUUCCACCUCGUCGCCGACUCCAUCGCGGAGCAGAUCCUGGCGACGCUCUUCCAGACCUGGAUGGUUCCCGCCGUGCGUGUGGACUUCUACAAUGCAGAUGAGCUCAAGUCUGAAGUGUCCUGGAUCCCCAACAAACACUACUCUGGCAUUUAUGGUCUGAUGAAGCUCGUCCUGACCAAGACUCUUCCUGCCAACCUGGAGAGGGUCAUUGUCCUUGACACAGAUAUCACCUUUGCGACCGACAUUGCAGAGCUAUGGGCCGUGUUCCACAAAUUCAAAGGUCAGCAGGUCCUGGGCUUGGUCGAGAACCAGAGUGACUGGUACCUGGGAAACCUGUGGAAAAAUCACCGCCCUUGGCCUGCCCUCGGAAGGGGCUACAACACAGGAGUGAUCCUGCUGCUUCUGGAUAAGCUACGGAAGAUGAAAUGGGAGCAGAUGUGGAGGCUGACCGCAGAGAGGGAGCUGAUGGGCAUGCUCUCCACCUCCUUAGCUGACCAGGAUAUUUUCAAUGCCGUCAUCAAACAGAACCCCUUCCUCGUGUAUCCACUCCCCUGCUUCUGGAACGUGCAGCUGUCGGACCACACCCGCUCUGAGCAAUGCUACAGGGAUGUGUCUGAUCUGAAGGUCAUCCACUGGAACUCCCCCAAGAAGCUGCGGGUGAAGAACAAGCACGUGGAGUUUUUCCGCAACCUCUACCUGACCUUCCUGGAGUACGACGGCAACCUCCUGAGGCGAGAGCUCUUCGGCUGCCCCAGUGAAGCUGAUGUCAACAGUGAAAACCUCCAGAAGCAGCUCUCUGAGCUCGAUGAGGAUGACCUGUGUUAUGAGUUCCGGCGAGAGCGGUUCACUGUCCACCGAACCCACCUGUACUUCUUGCACUAUGAGUAUGAGCCUGCUUCGGACAACACGGAUGUCACCCUGGUCGCUCAGCUCUCUAUGGACAGGCUCCAGAUGCUCGAGGCCAUCUGCAAGCACUGGGAGGGACCCAUCAGCCUGGCCCUCUACCUGUCGGACGCCGAAGCCCAGCAGUUCCUCCGCUACGCGCAGGGCUCCGAGGUGCUCAUGAGCCGCCACAACGUGGCCUACCACAUCGUGUACAAGGAGGGCCAGUUCUACCCUGUGAACCUGCUACGCAACGUGGCCAUGAAGCACGUGGGCACGCCCUACAUGUUCCUGUCUGACAUCGACUUCCUGCCCAUGUAUGGGCUCUAUGAGUACCUCAGGAAGUCUAUCAUCCAGCUCGAUCUUGCCAACACCAAGAAGGCGAUGAUCGUCCCUGCAUUCGAGACACUGCGCUACCGGCUGUCUUUCCCCAAGUCGAAAGCGGAGUUGCUGUCAAUGCUGGACAUGGGAACUCUCUUCACAUUCAGGUACCACGUCUGGACAAAAGGCCACGCUCCCACAAACUUUGCCAAGUGGCGGACUGCCACCACGCCUUACCGUGUUGAGUGGGAGGCCGAUUUCGAGCCGUACGUUGUCGUGAGAAGGGACUGCCCUGAGUACGACCGGAGGUUUGUGGGCUUUGGCUGGAACAAGGUGGCUCAUAUCAUGGAAUUGGAUGCCCAGGAAUAUGAAUUCAUCGUGCUGCCCAAUGCCUACAUGAUCCACAUGCCUCAUGCCCCCAGCUUCGAUAUCACCAAGUUCCGGUCCAACAAGCAAUACCGCAUCUGUCUCAAAACCCUGAAGGAAGAGUUUCAGCAGGACAUGUCCCGCCGCUACGGCUUUGCUGCCCUCAAGUAUCUCACGGCUGAGAACAACAGCUAACACCAGGAAGCCCACCACUAGGGGGAGAGACCUGUUCUGCCGGGGGAACGCCACUCGCCGUUUGGGGCCCAGACUUCAAACUCAAAAUUGAGCAAUGCUUUUUUGGUUUGUUUUUACUUGUCUCUUUGGCCCAACAAAGCCGCCCACACUACAGAGAUCUGGGACAAGGAUCCGGCCGGCGCCUCUCUACUCCACAAUCUGGCACUCCCAGAAUGUGGAAGAACAGCUCGUCGACACAGUCUCUUCAAGAACAGGACACAGAGGAGUUAGAGGGAGCAAAGGGGUUAUCCGACCACAAAGCCACAAAACGAAGCAGGUCUUUAGGACGUUCUCAUUGCUUUUUAAGAAAGGGAAGUCAGGGUGCUGAGGGUUAGCCAUCCCAGGAAAUAAAAGCAAAACUGUCUCUUCGUUCAGAGGCAACUUUCUUUUUUUGUCCCGCAGUCUAGCUGCGCGUAUCCAAGGUGGGAGGCAAACCAAUGAUCUGAACCAACCGUUUGGAAAAACCCAAUGGGGACAUUAUACCAGGUGGGACCUGGAGAUGGGGGUCGGUUGGUUCCUUAUCCUCAAGGACACUCUUGUUUUGCUUCGAUUUGUUUUUGUUUGGGGGGAUUUUGUUUGUUUGUUUGUUUUUGGUCUGGGAAUCCAAAAUAGAAAACCUGAUCAUUUAAGGCUCUGAAGGAGAAUCCGCUGCCCCAUCCAACAUGCCCCUGCCAUCAGUGGCCCAGCAAGGAGUACGAGAGUCUUCAGCCAAUGUUUAAACAUGGGCAGCCUUCUUCAGGAUUAUCCCUGAGGCCCCCGUGACCUUGAAUCCCCUACUCUCCAGAAUCCAGGGGCUAAGACGGAGACGGUAGAAAUACGAAGACUGUCACAUUUGCUAUUGGCCGUGACUGGUUCAUGGGGAAAGGGCUCAGAAGGGACUGUUCCGGUGCACACGGAAGGUACGGACCUCUCAGGCUUUUAGAAGAACUGCAGUAGUUCACACAAGCUUGUAGUUCACACAGAUUCUGAAGAUCCACGUGUCCGUCUGGAGACUGUCAGGAAGAACGUGUUGGGUUCCUCUGUGUCCGUGCCACUUCCCUGCGGCCAGGACGAGGUCAUGGCCUCGGGCUCCCUCUGGGACUUGUGCAGAGGGUAGGCAAGCACCUUUACCAUUAACAUGGAUUGAGGAGACACUGGACUUUUUACCCAUUUUCUUGAAUCUUCAAUAUUAAUGUUGUGUUUACAUUGAUGAGAACAAGAGUCCACGCCCUACUUUGGGCAGGGCUGUUUGUAUUGAGUUGCAAUGUGACCAGCGAACGCUGCAUUCAAUAAACGAAAGUCCGGACUGUUUCUUCCCCGCUCCCUCCCACUCCUAUAAGAAGCUGCCGAGACACACGCCAGUGUAGAGAGCAAGAUCCAUAAACGGCAACCUUACACUGUUCUCCCGUUUUGUUUUUCUCAUCCUUUGAACCUUACCCUUCUUUCCUCCUCUUCUGAGGUUAGAUCUCGCUUUACGCUCUCACCCUCAAAGCAUCUUCAGAGUCUCUGUCCAGCUUCGGUCUCAGCACGGAAGCCGGACAUUCUCUAUCCCAGAUGCCAGCAAGCUAAAUCGUGGUAAUCACUAGAGCAAGCCCCCAACCCCUCUCCCGGUGGUCACGUGACACCCCACAGCGCUCUGACUUCCGAGCCCCUCCCACAUGUUAUGUGCUAAAGUGGAGAUUUCACUUAGAUGUAUUUUUUAAAAAAACUUAGGAAAACAAUGAUUUGGACUAAUCCUCACACAGAUGCGGAUAAGUUUCUGUGCCUGUACAUGUAUGCGUGUAUAUAUAUAGCAUAUAUGUGGCAUGUACAUCACAAAAUUAAUACACGAAUACUGUAAAAAGUAAAACAUCACAAAAGUAUUCAGAGUGUGCGUUAAAGUCCCUUUCUCCAUGGGUGUGUGAGAGCCGGCUCCCGCCAACGCACAGGACUUACCGUGUGCAUCUCUUUCCUACUCUUGUGUUCUGAGCUUCACAUUUGUACGUUGAAAUUGGCCAUGAUGGAAGUAUUUACGCCAUGGCAAUCAGAAAACCACAAAUCAGGGCACCCUCACCACCCCAAGAGCUGUUGUUAAACAUUUACCAGCAUGCUGAUGCCUUUUUUCUCUUCAUGUGUGUGUGUGCGCGCGCACACACACACACACACACACACACACACACACACACACACUGUCACUCACUCAAAAAUCAUCUUUUCUAGAGAAGACCAUUGUUGAUAGAUGUAACUUUUAAUCAGUCACUACCAGCUACUUGAGCCAAGUGGAAAUGUACUGGUAGUACUGGUUCCUUGAUGUUAAAAAUCAAUUUUUAAUCCCAUAAGCCUUUUAUUUUUUACGUGUUUUACAGCCCCUGAAUCCUGCCCAGCCACUUUGCUUUCACUUGCCUUUUUAUGGGUAGAGUCUUGACCAUAUAACUUACCAUACAGACUGGGUCACAUCUGAGAGUAAGAGUAGGUGCUAAGUACUUUGAGACAAUAGGUAUACAUUGGAGGACAAUGUAGCUUAAUGUACCCUGAAUUUAUUUUAUUUCUAUUUUUUUAGAUUUUAUUUAUUUAUUUGCCAGAGAGAGAGAGAGAGCACAAGCAGGGAGAGGGAGAGAAGCAGGCUCCCCACUGAGCAGGGAUCCCGGUGUGGGACUCGAUCCCAGGACCCUGGGAUCAUGACCUGAGCUGAAGGCAGACACUUCACCGACUGAGCCACCCAGGCGCCCCUACACUGAAUUUAUUAAAGUCAGAAACUGACUCUCCGUAUCAACAGGAGAAAAAAUCUUACUUCCCCAAAGACAGGUGCCUGACACAAAGAAGCUGGUCUCACUGAAGGUUAGAGCUCAGAUGCUGGCUAACGCCCAAGUUCAACUCAGAGGCUGCCAACCCAGGGGAGGCUGAGGUCUGCAGAGCCCGCGGCGUGAAUUCCCAGAACUUACACUGGGAGAGCAUCAGCUUACUGCCAGCCCCAGUUCAUGGGCAGGCGGGGCUGCAGCCCUCUGGGCAGAGGCAGGUACCAUGCAUGGUGAUUCCUUAGUCUCAGUACCCCAGGGCAAACCAAGCUUAUAAAUGGGUCACCCUGAUGUUUUCAUGCUUCAAUAAGCCAAGACGAUCUUGGGUUUUGGCUGGGAGGAAAGAAAGGUUUCUCUCACUUAAUCCCCAUAAUAGUCAGUGUCUGGGAAAGCUAAGAUUCAUUGAGUAACCACUAUGUAAAAGGGCUUGUUGCAUGCAUUAGCUCAUUGAAUGCUUGCAGCAAAACUGCAAAAUGAAACUUAGUGUUUAUAGAUGAGGAAACUGAGUGAGCUCUGGGAAAUUAACUUCCCAAAAUUCACAUCGUCACUAUAUGGCAGACCCAGAAUUCAAACCCAUGCCUACUUGGAUGGAUCCCAAACCACAUAACCUGCAAUGCUGCUCCCUUCCCCAAUAAGAAAGAAUAUAAUGAUAAUUUUAUGUCAUCAUUAAUGUCUUUGAAGAUUACUAGAAUGCCAACUCAUUCUG
Zalophus californianus (California sea lion) is the source of this 6536-nucleotide messenger RNA. RefSeq names its product LARGE xylosyl- and glucuronyltransferase 1 (gene LARGE1). NCBI's taxonomy places the organism in Eukaryota, Metazoa, Chordata, Mammalia, Carnivora, Otariidae. The coding region runs from base 504 to 3038 and encodes 844 amino acids. The record is from RefSeq and is a predicted model, not a curated record. Gene Ontology annotation, molecular function: glucuronosyltransferase activity; xylosyltransferase activity. The transcript is spliced from 17 exons. Gene Ontology annotation, biological process: protein O-linked glycosylation via mannose.